AUUUUAGAUGAUUAAUGUACAAUUAGUUUAAAAUAUUGGAGCUGCUGAAAAUGAUACUUACUCUUAUCAUCUUCAUGAACAUGAUGUUCAUUUCAACAGUGUCACCUAAAGGAUGUUCACCCAAACCAAUCGAUUUUGUUUUUCUUUUGGAUGAAAGUGGAAGUGUGGGAGAGGCAAAUUUCAUUCUGCAAAAUGAAUUUGUUGCAAAAUUUGUUGAAGUAUUUAGUAAUGGCAGUGAUUUAGCACGUGUUGCCGUCGUUACAUUUGCAACAACUGUAAAAAUUGAAUUUUACCUGAAUACAUACCUCAGCAAUACAAAAAUAAUUGAGAAAAUAAGACGGAUAAAUUAUUCUCAUCCUGGGUUAACUAUGACACAGUUUGCUUUACAUAGCGCUCGGACUGAAAUUCUUAAUGUGAAUCAUGGAAUGAGACCAAAUGCCUUGUACGUCGUAAUUGUGAUGACUGAUGGAAAGUCAAUGAUUCGGUCUAGAACAAUUUAUGAAGCUAAACAACUCCACAACAUGGAUGUUAUCGUAUUUGCCAUUGGUAUUGGCACAGAAAUAGAUAAAGAAGAGUUACGUGGAAUCGCCUCACAUCCUGAUUAUGUGUUUACUGUGAAUGACUUCCAUACUUUAGAGACAAUACAAAACGGAAUUAAAAAUUCAGUUUGCAAAG
Messenger RNA from Saccostrea cuccullata (small rock oyster), 675 nucleotides. Its product is annotated as matrilin-3-like. The annotation marks the transcript as partial. The transcript is spliced from 2 exons. Lineage: Eukaryota; Metazoa; Mollusca; Bivalvia; Ostreida; Ostreidae. The record is from RefSeq and is a predicted model, not a curated record.